AUGGUUACCCCUCAGUUCGCGAUCCCUCCUGAAUUCCAAGCAGAUCUAAAUUAUGUUGAAUCCCUUGAUACCCGUUCAGACGAGGAAAUCAUCUCUUCCAUCGAUACCUAUACUCCAGUGACAUCAGAAGAAAAAAAAUAUAUAUGGGCUUUCUGGCACUCCGGUGUCAAAUCCAUGCCCGGGUGGUGCGCCCGUAAUGUUGUUAGCUGGGCUCGCCUCAGUGGCCCCUCAUGGACAAUUCGAGAGCUUGACUCUAUCCCCGAUUCACCCAAUUACGUGUUAUAA
Messenger RNA from Paracoccidioides lutzii Pb01, 285 nucleotides. RefSeq lists its product as hypothetical. The transcript has a single exon. The record is from RefSeq and is a predicted model, not a curated record. The coding region runs from base 1 to 285 and encodes 94 amino acids.